AUAAAUUGCUCUGAGAAAGGGACAGGAAGUCUCAGCGUUGGAGAGCAGAGCAGCAAAAUCAUUCAGCAGGAACAGCCUAGCAGGAAGUUUUGGCUGAAGGCUCCCCAGAGGUGAGCUGGCCCACCAGCCACAACACCCAAGACUGGGCGGCAAGAACAGAACCAUCAGCAUCAUGUUAUUGCAGCCCAAGACCAAGAAAGCCUUUGACGCCUUCACUCUGCAGGGCAUCAUUAUCCCCCACGGAGAGAAACCUGGACACAGCUACCAAAAGGAAAACCUGCAGAAAGGUCUGCAAAAAGAAGCCACAGUUCUUGGAAUUAUCCAGAUUCUGUGUUGCCUGAUGAUUUCAAGUAUGGGGGCCAUUCUGGUUUCUGCUCCCUAUUCCCCCCACUUCAAGCCAGCAGUUUCCACCGUUCUGAUGUCUGAGUACCCAUUUGUAGGUGCUCUGUGUUUUGCCAUUACUGGAUCCCUCUCAAUUAUCUCUGGGAAAAAAGCAACUAAGCCCUUUGCCACGAGCAGCCUGAUCUCAAAUGCAGUGAGUGCUGUUGUCGCUGGAGUGGGCCUCUUCCUCCUCGCUGACAGCCUCGUAGCCCUCUGGACUGCCUCUCGGCGGUGUGGCUCAGAAAAGGACUCUCUAUCCUUACUGCCUUAUUCGGGGUAUUAUUAUUCAACACACGAAGUCAAGGACUGUCUCCUGGCCAGUGUCAGUCUAAUAGGUGUGCUGGUGGUGAUGUUUAUCUUCACUGUGCUGGAGCUCUUACAAGCUGCAUUCGCUUUUGUCCUUUGGUGGAAACAGGUCUACUCUAACAACCCUGGCAGUGCAUUUCCCUUGCUUCAGUCACAAGAUCAUAUACAACAUGUCAAAAAGAAUUCUACAAGGUCAUGGAUAUGAGUAAUUCUUGGCUUUGGAAGAAAAAGGAGCAACUCAGUGAUUAUGAUAAAGUGUGAUUAGACCUUCCUGACAUUUCACCUACUUUAGAUACUGAAGUAAACUUUCCAAAAUAGCUUUUGUUUCACACUUGCUCAGUAUGAGUAAGUUUAUUGCUCUUGAAAAUAAUUUCCCAAAAGCCCACAUUAGUAAAAUAUUAUUAGUGAGUCUUCCAAGAUGGCCAUAAACUUUAUAAACUUCUCUGGGUAAACUAUCAGAAAGUGAUUUAUCUAUCUAUAAAUAUGAGGAGAAAAUGUGUACUCUAUGUUCCUAUGACCUAGCUAAGUUGUGGGGCCAUGCAGGCCCUGUUUCUGCAUUAUUGUCACACUUAUAUUGCAUUAGUAUUAGAUAUUAGGGAUUGCAAGAAUAUUUUCAUCAAAAAUAUUUUUUAAAUUUAUGACUCCAUUUCUGUCAAUUGAAGGGACUGAAUUUUUGUCAAUUAAAUAUGGCUUAAUAUUCUA
This is a messenger RNA of Manis pentadactyla (Chinese pangolin), 1389 nucleotides long. It is a transcript of the gene MS4A7, whose product is annotated as membrane spanning 4-domains A7. The record is from RefSeq and is a predicted model, not a curated record. The coding region runs from base 173 to 892 and encodes 239 amino acids. The transcript is spliced from 7 exons. Gene Ontology annotation, biological process: cell surface receptor signaling pathway. NCBI's taxonomy places the organism in Eukaryota, Metazoa, Chordata, Mammalia, Pholidota, Manidae. Gene Ontology annotation, cellular component: trans-Golgi network; plasma membrane.